AUGAGUGUAGCGCCUGGUAAUGUUGACAGAGCUGGCCAAAUUACGGACAUGUCUCAGACGAUAAAUGCGCCACCGUCAGGAACCAAUUCAGAGGCCGGAUCUCAGGUACAAGCUGCGAUGGCACAACAGCCGACAACGUCCCAGAGUCGAAGUCAGAUACAGGGUGAGGCAGGAGGUUAUCAACGGGCUGUUGAGAAUCGAUUUCAGUCGGUUCAGUCAGAGAUGAGUGACAUAAGGAAAGCUAUUGGCGAUUUGUCCAAAGCGGUCACUCAGUUGUCCCAGAUAGCUUUGAAUCAGGGUAGAGGCGAGAAUACACCUGUGAGCACCCCGGCUAUGGCACCAGGACAUCCACUUAAUUCCGAGAGAGCAGGGGAUAAACCCACGGAACAAAAUACCGUACCUGAGGCACCUGAAAUUCAGAGAAGGGAAAAUAAUGUCAUUCGAAUCAAUAAAUUAGGAUUGAUGUUUGAUGGAACCACUAAUGGCUUAGCAGUUGAGGAAUUUGUCUAUAGGCUAGAGUACUUUCAAUGGCAGUACAGAAUUCCAUGGGCCGAAGUUAUUCGAGAUUUUCCCCUUUUGAUGACUGGUCGUGCUGAGUCAUGGUAUUGGCUGUUUCAAAAGACACACAGGUUUCAUAAUUGGGACGAUUUGAAGCAUAGCUUACUUAGCCAAUACCAAUCCUCUCGUUCUAAUUUUGAGAUUUUGACCGAUUUAGCCCAACGUAAACAAGACAUGAAUGAAUCAAUCGAUACUUUUUUCCAUGUCAUGGGGCAAAUCAGGGCCAAAUUAGUGCAGCCCAUAUCUGAGUUCGACAUGAUAAAGAUCAUGAAGAAGAAUGUGAGGGAAAGUAUUGGCAGGAUCGUUUACCCAAUACAGGUCUCAUCUGUCGAACAGCUCAGAAUGGAAUGCAAUGAGGCGGAGAAGAAUUUCCCCAGACGCGAUAACAGGAAUGUACAACCUUCUAUGCGUCCCACUAGACAUGUCAAUGAUAUUUACAUGGAUAUAACUGAGACGGGGUCUGAGGAUGAUUAUGACGAGCCCAGGGUGCAGGAGGUGGCUGCCGUCCAUUAUGAAAGGAAUUCCAGGGCACCUAUGACAUGUUGGAACUGUCGCCAACAAGGACACUCUUUUCGAGAUUGUGAAGAGGCGGUUAGGACCUUGUUCUGUUAUAAGUGUGGUAACCCUGGUACGACAACACCAAGGUAUAUUACUAAGAGAGUGUUAACGUCGAAUAAGAAGAUUGUCCGUCCUGAUACUAGACAUUAUGUACCUAUAGAGAUAAGGCAAGAAAAUUAUGAUAGAGUAAGAGAAAGAAUAUUUGGAGAAAGCGAUAAUAAAGAUGAGACAAUCAAAAUUAUACCCAAGGUACGGCAAAAGUUUAAGAAAAAGAGAAAGGAGAUGAAAAUUUUGCUGGAAGCCAUUUGUAGAGCGAGUGACCAAUCAGAUCCUAGAGUAUAUGCCGAAGUCAAAUUGCAAGAUAUUAAUGUAAGAGGAUUGCUAGAUACUGGAGCCUCAGUGAGUAUUCUAGGAAAAGGUUGUAGGGAAUUGAUGGACAAAUUGGAAAUGUCGUUUAGACCAAUAUUUUCCCAAGCGAAAACCGCUGGAGGCCAGGUCCAUACAAUUUUAGGCAAGGUUCAGCUAGGAAUACAGUACAAAGAUCAGAUUAAAGGGAUGGAUUUUUAUUUAUGCCCUGAUCUAGAGCAACAAUUGUACCUUGGAAUAGAUUUUUGGAGAUUGUUUGGAUUGGCUCCUGAUAUCAUUGAUGUUAAUGAAUGCAAUAUUGAGAAGAUAGUUAAAGAUAUGGUAGAUGAAGAUGAGAAAUAUAAAUUGAACCCGCAUGAAUUGACUCCAAUACAGCUAGAGAAAUUGCAGAAAGCGAUUCAAAGCUUUGAUACUUUUGAAGAUAAAGGUUUAGGCAAAACUCAUUUAGAAAGACAUACGAUCACCUUAGUUGAUGGCGCGGUUCCCGUAAAGGACCGUCACUAUCCGAUCUCACCAGCAGUACAGGCCAUAGUAUACGAGGAGAUUGAUAACAUGCUCAGGCUAGGGGUGAUAGAAGAGAGUGAAAGUCCUUGGAGCAACAGAACUACGGUCGUUAGGAAGCCAGGGAAGAACCGAUUCUGCCUAGAUGCCCGAAAAUUGAACAAAUUGACGGUGAAGGACGCGUACCCGCUCCAAAAUAUAGACGGCAUCUUGAGCAGAAUCGAUGAAACUUACUACAUAAGCAGUGUGGACUUGAAAUUUGCCUUUUGGCAGAUCGAACUCGAUGCCGAAAGCAAGGCUUACACCGCAUUUACAGUGCCAGGGCGUCCCCUGUAUCAAUUUAGGGUGAUGCCAUUCGGUCUCUGUAAUGCGGCACAACGCUUAUGCAGGUUGAUGGACCGUGUAGUACCUCAGCACCUGAAGGAGAAUGUGUUCAUCUACUUGGAUGAUUUGUUGGUGAUUUCCAGCGACUUUGAUGAACACAUCCGAUUGUUAGAGGAAGUUGCGAAAUGCCUGAGGGAUGCCAACCUUACGAUCGGCUUGAAAAAGUCGCAGUUUUGCUUUCGCGAAUUGAAGUACUUGGGGUUCAUCAUCGGCGACGGUAAAUUAAAGACUGAUCCGGAUAAAAUUAAGGCCAUUCGAGAGAUAAAGGUACCCCGAAACCCACGGGAAGUUAGAAGCUUCCUGGGAACCGCUGGGUGGUACAGGCGCUUUAUUAAAGACUUUGCCUCAAUUUCGGCCCCACUCACGGAUACAUUGAAGAAGGCGAAGAAGUUUGGGAUGACAAAUGAGGCUAUACAAUCAUUUGAGGGUCUUAAGCGAGCCUUAACCUCGGCGCCUGUACUACGCCACGCUGAUUUCUCGAAGCGGUUCUUCAUACAGUGUGAUGCCAGUGAGUAUGGGAUAGGAGCGGUGCUGUUCCAGUUGAAUGACCGGGGAGAGGAACACCCCAUUGCCUUUUAUUCACAGAAGAUGAAUACCUGUCAGCGCAAUUAUAGUGUGACAGAGAAAGAAUGUUUGGCUGCGGUUAUGGCGAUUAAGAGUUCCGGCCAUACGUGGAGAUGA
Messenger RNA from Stomoxys calcitrans (stable fly), 3048 nucleotides. RefSeq lists its product as uncharacterized. The transcript has 2 exons. NCBI's taxonomy places the organism in Eukaryota, Metazoa, Arthropoda, Insecta, Diptera, Muscidae. Gene Ontology annotation, biological process: proteolysis. Gene Ontology annotation, molecular function: nucleic acid binding; aspartic-type endopeptidase activity; zinc ion binding. The coding region runs from base 1 to 3048 and encodes 1015 amino acids. The record is from RefSeq and is a predicted model, not a curated record.